CUAAGUCACUCCGCCCCGUCAAACCCAAAAAUAAGUUUGGAUGGACACAUACAAUUAAAUAUGAAAACUAUGGAUUGUUCAACUACUCCUCCAAAAGAUCAUAAACUUUGUCUUCAUGACCAACACCAUCAGAAGCCAAAACACACAAUCUUUACUAAGAUUAUCUCAAAUGAAUUAACUUUUUCAUCCCAAUAUGUUGUUUGUUAUUCUUAACAUAAGCACUCUUGGCAAAAAAAUAAUAAUAUUAUGAUUGUACGCAGACUCCAUCAAUUGAACAUCAAGGUCGCAUUCCUUAUCAGGAAGUUGGGGUUUAAGGUAUCACCUGAAUUUUGGGAUGAAUGUUAUUUCUUUCGCCUAUGAGUUAGCAUCCAUUGCUAUGUUGAUUCUGAAAUGUAAUUUCUUAUUAGCCACCAAUAGACUAAGUUUGAUGUCUCAUUACCUAACCCUAACGUGCAUUUAUUUUCUCCAAAUGCGCCCAUGAUGGAUCUUAUGGUAAAAGCAUUCACCCAGUCGUGCUCCCCCAAGCCUUGUUCUUGCUUACUAAUAAAAAUUUGGGAUUUAUCACUUGAGACGUAUUAGGUUGCGAUAGCCUUUAUGUUUAAUUGCCUUCUUGUUCUGUCCCUUGGUUUUGCAGAUUUCCACCUCGUUGUUUUUUCCCCCUGCUUUUUCUAUAUUAACUUUUCAAUGAUAAUGUUAUUCAAACCAUUAAUGACAAUGUGACAUCACUUUAAUGAUUCUUUCAUAUGUGUGGAUGACGAAAAUGUAAAUCAUUAACGAUUGAACUAAAAUCCGCAAUGAUGAAACGCAACACAUUGAUAAGUAUAUUGAGAUCAUAUAUAAUGAUGUGGCACAUUAGUAAUAACUCAUUUCAUAAACGUUGAUAAUAUCAUUGCAAGAGUGAAAAUUUUUAAUCUCAAAUUUAUAUUUUAAAAUAUUAAACAUUAAUUUUGAAUUUCCAUUAAGCAUUAAAUAAGAAUAUUUUUGCAUUAAUUCAAAUUUCUAUUUAAUUAUAUUAAUUGGUUUUUAGAUAAUAUCCUAUUUGUCCUUUUAUUUUGUUAUCCCUCACUCUUCUUAGGGCUCGUUUGGCAGCACAAAAAUAAAACGAAACAUUUUGGGAUGGGUUAAUUGUAAUUGCUUCAUUAUGGUUGAAUCUGAAAUACCUGGGUGGGGGGCAGACAAUCUACUUUGACGCGUUUUUGGGCCCCCUUUCCAAUUGUGAACUUCGUUAUUUUCUUCCUCUCUCUUCCCCGAGACAACCUUUACUCUUCUCCUCUUUCCUCUCUUUCUCUGGUCUUCUUUCUUUCUUCCUUUUUUAUCCAGCGGCGAUAACAAGCUCACUAAUCUUCUCUCUUCCGAAAUUGCGAAAGGUCAGUUCGGGAGCCAUUGUUGAAUCGCUCGAUUCGUGAGCCACCUCCGCUGACUCGCUCGAUCCGCGCUCUAUUGGUGGCGACGGUGAUGCAGAUGCAGAGGACGGCAACGAUGGUGCUGCAAAGCAAUCCAGGUGGCCGAUAGUUGGGGCUGGGUGGAGAAUGGGAAAAUCAUAGCCAAACAUCGCAACGGUGAAAUUGGCCUGCUUUCUUUCUCUCCUUUUCUCUGUUUUUUUCCGUUUCUAUAUAAGCUUUUGGAAAACGAAGAUCCCAUCUAAUGGAGGGUGAAGUCUGGCGACAAAGAGGAAGAGUGAAGUCUGACGGCGAUGAGGGAAGAGAUGACAUGGGUUCGUUGUCUGAUUGGGUUUGUGAUUUGGAAUAUUUGGAAAUAAUGAGAGUUCUGCAUGUAAGUAAGUGGUGGGUCAAUAUGCUACCUGCGAACAGCCAUUGUUCCUCCUGAGCCGUGGUAAUUCUGGAUUCUUCCUAUUUUCCGUAGGUUUUGCAAUUCAGUCAAGCUGAUUUGGUUCAGAUUUUGGAUGUUAUAUUGUAUGGGGGUUGGGUUUAUUUUCUGUUGCUUCGAUUCAGUGAAACUCCGGUUCUGUCAAGCUUUGAUUCGGGGGAAAAUAUGAUUGCUUGGUGGGUGAGCAUUCUACCUGGGUUUGGGGUUGUUUUCCAAUGCUCUGUUUCUCAAAGGGUAGUCUGUGUGCGAUUUGGGGAGCAUUCUAUGCUAAGCAUAAAGAGGAAGAUGUAGAAGGAGGGUAAGAAAACAAGGGCAAAAGUGUAUUUUCAGUAAAUGUCUCAUGUCAAUGGUCUCAUCUGAAAUAACAAGCAAAACAAGACAAUUUGAAACAAAUAUACCAUACAAUUGUCUCAUUUUGUAAAUGAGACAUUUACACCAAAUUGUCUCAUUUUGGAAAUGCUUCAUCCAAAUGACUCCUUAGUUCUUUCUCUUUUCCUAUUCAUCAAGAAUAACUUAAAAAUAUUCUUUAAAUAGACUUUAAGAUCAAGAUCCAACCUGCCUCCACCCAAACCGUCCUUCCCUUCCCCUAUCGUCUCUGGAAACUCCACCUCCGGUCACAUCCUUCAGCAGCGGCCCCCAAAUGUCUUCGUUUCUCUGUUCACUCCUUCCAUAACUUUGUCAGUUUCGGCGGUGUUGUUUCACUUCGGUCGUUUGUUGAUCUGACGUCAUCGUCAUGAUGGCCAUAUCCGAGAAUUGUCGUUCAUAUUGGAUCUCCCAUCCAAUCCCCUAAGACCAUCCACAAUGUGGGAGGUAGGGAAAUGUGGGAAAAGAGAGGAAAAGGGAGGGUUUGUUCACAAUGUGGGGGUGGGAAAAUGGUGUAAUUGGUUGAACACUUUUUUUGGUCAAAUCAAUCUAUAGUUGAUUUCAAUGCAUUAUUUUUAUAUAAUGAUAAUUAUUUUUACAUAGUUAAUGAUAAUUAAUUAAUACGAAAAUUUCGAUAUAUUUUUUUUUAAUUUGGACAUAAAGUUUUUUCAUCACUAAUUAACGUCAUUAAUGACGAAAUAACAAUAAUUUACACAAGACAAUUGUGACAUUAAUAAUUGACAUAAACAUAAUUAAAAGAAAUAAAAACAAACAAACACUAAACCCUAAAAACAAACACUAAACCACUAGGGUCAUCACCACAUGCCUGAAACCAGGGGACUCUGCCUAUCAGAAGAGCAGACAAUCACAACUGUCUUCAGGAGACCUAGGAUUGGUCCAGGCUACCGUUUCGUUGACAAAAUGACAGAGCCAUACAGGCUAAGCCGCAUAUGUGAAGUCACAGCAAUUCUCAUAUUGUAUGGUCUUCCCAGGUUGUUGACAGGUUCCAUCCUAGCUCAUGAAAUGAUGCAUGCUUGGCUUCGCCUGAAAGACGCGAGGGUCGUUUCACGCUCGCCAUGAUCGGAAACUACGCGUUCGACCCCAACCGACCCGGAUUCCCCUGCCCCUACGUCUCCCCUGUUUCAGGGCUCUCAUCGUACGCCAAAGUCAGAUACUCCCCCGGAUGCGCCGGCGUCCGCUGCCCGGACAAGAACAUGAUCGCCCACGCAAGGAAGACAGCCAGAGCGACCGACGCGACGGUGAUCGUCGCCGGUAUCGACGUCUCCGUCGAGACGGAAGGGCUUGACAGGAACGAUCUCCUGCUUCCCGGGUACCAAACAGAGCUCAUUUUCGCCAUCUCAUCCUCCAACGUCCCUCCUUCCAUGAAUCGUAUUUAAUAGAAUUGGUAUUUUAGUCUUUAAUUCAUUUUUACCUGAGGUCCAAUUACUGGAGAUGCAACUUCAUCAACCGGUUCAAGCAUGAGCUGAAGCUGCAGAGGCUCGAGUCGUUCCUGCGCAGCAGAGAGUUACCCGACGACUGGCUUUGUUCGGCCGAUCCUGCAUUCAAUGCCCCUCCGUUAAGAAUUAAAACUCCAUUUAUUGGAGGUAUUCGUCCGUUUUGGACGACUAAAGCUUCAUUAUGAGCUUUUAAAUCAUCAUUCAUUUGAUGUUAUUAGGGGAAUAAUUCCCUAUUCAUGUGGGCCAGCUCAAUUAUUUUCUUUGUUAACCUUUUGAUUGGAAGCUACCGACAUCUAAUUUAUUUGAUGGUAUAUUUGGUCUUCCAAAUUGGUUUAAUAGAGAUUAUCUUAAUUA
Messenger RNA from Linum trigynum, 4001 nucleotides. NCBI's taxonomy places the organism in Eukaryota, Viridiplantae, Streptophyta, Magnoliopsida, Malpighiales, Linaceae. The record is from the annotation of a GenBank genome assembly.